AUGCACAUCCACCCCCUCAUAACCUUCCUCGCCCUCCCACUCCUCGCCGUCGCCGCCAGGCCCAAAAAUGCCAUACUCCUCUCGCAGGUCCAGUCCCUCACACUCCGCGGCAACGGCGCCAAAACCACCAACCGCCGCGUCUCGGCCAUCCCACAGCUAAAAUGCACCUCCUCGAGAGAGCUAUGCUCCCUCUACAGCAUCGAUACCAUGCGCUGCACGAAUCAGGGGUCUUCGUAUGGCGGUGAAGAUAUUGAAUGGAGCUGUACGGCUACGUUGCCCGAGGAGCUGAAACUCGGCAGUACGGACGUCAUUUGCGAGGGGUACGCGAGUGCCGACGACCCCUAUGUGUUGAAGGGCUCAUGUGGCGUCGAGUACAGCUUGCUGUUGACGAGCAAGGGCCAGGAGCGGUAUCCGCACAUCGCGAACCCGUAUGGCGGGUAUUUCAGUGAUGGGAGGGGCGGCACGGAUCUGAGUGCGUGGCUGUUCACAGUCGUGUUUGUUGCUGUGCUGGGGUGGAUUGUGUACUCGGCUUGUGUUGCCGGCAAUGGGGGCAGACAGGCACGGGGGAAUACUGGACGGCGAUGGGGAGGCGGCGGAGGCGGCGGCGGCGGUGGUGGCUUUGGCGGAGGAGGAUGGGGACCCGGGAACGAUCCUCCACCACCGUAUCCUGGGACGAAACCGUCGAGUUCAGGGUCUGCUUGGGGUCCCGGAUUUUGGAGUGGUUUGGCGGGAGGUGCUGCGGCAGGAUACCUGGCGGGGAAUAGGAGUAGGAAUGAUGAGAGGAGAGGGUAUGAUCGUGGAUGGGGCAGUAAUACUUGGGGUUCUGGGCCAGCCAGUCCUCGCGCGUCGCCGGCCGCGUCUUGGGGAUCAUCGAGCAGCGGGGGUUCAUCGAGGCAUGAGAGCACUGGAUUCGGAUCUACUCGACGUAGAUAG
Molecule: messenger RNA, 933 nt
Organism: Metarhizium brunneum ARSEF 3297
Lineage: Eukaryota; Fungi; Ascomycota; Sordariomycetes; Hypocreales; Clavicipitaceae
Gene: saraf
Product: Store-operated calcium entry-associated regulatory factor
Biological process (GO): regulation of store-operated calcium entry
Cellular component (GO): endoplasmic reticulum membrane
Source: RefSeq, a predicted model, not a curated record